Molecule: messenger RNA, 1147 nt
Organism: Sorghum bicolor (sorghum)
Lineage: Eukaryota; Viridiplantae; Streptophyta; Magnoliopsida; Poales; Poaceae
Exons: 3
Coding region: 95-1147 (350 amino acids)
Biological process (GO): transcription initiation at RNA polymerase III promoter; 5S class rRNA transcription by RNA polymerase III
Cellular component (GO): transcription factor TFIIIC complex
Molecular function (GO): DNA binding
Source: RefSeq, a predicted model, not a curated record
CUUACAGAGGAAUAGGCAUCUCUGUUCCACUUCAACUUCUGAUGACAGGCAGAAAAGAAUUCUGCACAUAUUAAAGAAAAAGAAUUUUGUACUGAUGGUGGAGUUACAUAAAUGGUUACAAAAACUUGGAAAGGAAAAUGGAAAAAUAAUGGACAGGAAGACAUUGAUUCGUACUUUGAAUAAUCUUCAACAAGAGGGUAGCUGUAAGUGUAUCAAAAUUAAUGUCCCAAUUGUUACAAACUACACAGGAAGUCGUUCCAUUGAUGUAGUACUGAAUCCUUCUGUCAAGGUCGUGUCACCGGAACUCAUUGAUCAAAUUAGGAACAGACUAAGGAAUUUUGAUUCUCAAAGUCGUUCAGGUGCAGCAGCUAAAUUGAACAAAAAUCAGCAUAUGGCUGCCAUACAUGGACUGAGGAUUCAGCGCAGAGCCAAAGUUAAAAAAACACCAGUAUCAGAAGCUAUAUAUGCCAAUGGAUUCAUAGGUGCAAAGAUGAUUCGGGCAAAGCUGUUGCAUAAAUUUCUGUGGGAAUAUGUUAGCGGCUUGCCAAAUUGGUGCAACCUAUUUUAUUGUGCGAAAGAAGGGCAGCAUGGCAACAAGUUUGAUCAAUCAUGUCAGUUGUUUUCAGUCACAGAAGCUAUUGAAAAAAUGCCUCUUGAACUCUUUCUUCAAGUUGUGGGAUCUCCAAAGGUGGACAUCACUAUAACUAAGUGUUCUGGGAGAACACUUUCAGAGAUUCCUAUCAGCCAAUACAAUUUACUCAUGGACGCUCAUGCCAAGGGCCGUCUCUCACGCUUAAUAAAUAUUUUAGAUAAGCUCAAGUUGAUUGAACUUGUAAACAAACAUGUAGAGGAUUCUGAUGUGCGUCCAAGGGCUGUCACUACAUAUUCACUGGAGAUCAGGCCUUACAUUGAAGAACCUACACCAAGAGUUAUUCCAUCAUCACAUGUCAGUGUUAACCAUCAUCCAAAAUUUCGGCAUGAUUUUGUGCUUUCAAAGCUGGAGUCUGUCGAUGCUUACUGGGAAACGUUAAAGUACUGCUAUCUAACAGCAGGAUUGGCUGAUCAAAAUGCCUUUCCUGGCAACUGUGUACCUGAGGUUUGUCAUCUGUGCUACGCACCUUCGUACUUUAUCUUUACAUUGUUAUAA